AUGAUUCUGCAAGCCACUGCACACACUCACAAAUUCCUGGAAGCCAGAGACUACCGGAGUCCCGAUGAUGCCUAUGAGACUCCUUUCCAGCUGGCAUACCGCACGAAGCUACAUUACUUUGAGUGGCUGGCACAGAACCAGCAACACGCCUUCAACACGGGCGAGCAGUGGUACGACUUAUACCCUUUCGAAGAACGACUGGGCAAGGAUGCAGACCGCGUGCUCCUAGUCGACAUUGGCGGCGGUAAGGGCCACGACAUCGCGCGUUUCAAGGAGAAGAUGAACCUCGCCGGUCGUCUGAUCGUGCAGGACCCGCCCGAGGUCAUAUCGGAUAUCCAGCCUCCUCUUGCGCAGGGUAUCGAGGCCCUGACCUACAGUUGGUUCGACGUGCAGCCUGUUGAGGGUGCUAAAGCCUACUACAUGCGUACCGUGCUGCACGAUUGGCCCGAUAAGCAAGCUCUACAGCCUCUGCAGCGUAUCCGUGAUGCCAUGGCGGAGGAUUCGGUUCUCUUGAUCAACGAGAAUACCCUGCUUGAGACUGGCAUCCCCAAGUUCAACACCAGCGUUGACCUCAUCAUGAUUACUACGUUUUCAUCUCCAGAGCGCACGGACAAGCAGUGGCUGAGUCCUCUGGAGCGUGCUCAAUUCAAGGUUGUUAAGGUGUGGCGGGCAGAUGACCAGGGAGCGGGAGCAAAUGCUUUAUUUGAGGCAGUCCCUGUUCAGAUUAAAACUUCUAGAUAG
Penicillium angulare is the source of this 741-nucleotide messenger RNA. Its product is annotated as O-methyltransferase. Gene Ontology annotation, molecular function: O-methyltransferase activity. NCBI's taxonomy places the organism in Eukaryota, Fungi, Ascomycota, Eurotiomycetes, Eurotiales, Aspergillaceae. Bases 1 to 741 code for a protein of 246 amino acids. The transcript is spliced from 2 exons. The record is from RefSeq and is a predicted model, not a curated record.